UGGGCACUGCCAGCUUCGGCGCUACCCGCUCUGCCGUCGCGCCGCCAUUUUGAAGACGGGAAGAGUCCGGGUCUCCAACACCUGGAGGCGGCGGCGUAGACUGGAAUAACUUUACAAAAGGGAAGAUAUUUUUCGCCUGCCCUUCCCGCCAGAAAUGGCCAAUGUGCUCUGUAACAGAGCCAGACUGGUUUCCUAUCUCCCAGGAUUUUGCUCUUUAGUUAAAAGGGCUGUCAAUCCCAGAGCCUUUUCAACUGCAGGAUCUUCAGGUUCUGAUGAGUCUCAUGUGGCCACUGCACCUCCAGAUAUCUGCUCUCGAACAGUUUGGCCCGAUGAAACUAUGGGACCAUUUGGACCUCAGGAUCAGAGAUUCCAGCUUCCUGGGAACAUAGGUUUUGAUUGUCACCUCAAUGGGACCACAUCACAGAAGAAAAGCCAGGUUCAUAAAACUUUACCUGAUGUUCUAGCAGAACCUUUAUCGAGCGAAAGACAUGAGUUUGUUAUGGCACAAUAUGUGAAUGAAUUUCAGGGUAAUGAUGUACCUGUUGAGCAAGAAAUUAACAGUGCGGAAACUUACUUUGAAAGUGCCAAAGUAGAGUGUGCAAUCCAAACAUGUCCGGAAUUGCUGCGAAGAGAUUUUGAAUCACUGUUUCCAGAAGUAGCCACCAACAAACUAAUGAUUCUGACUGUAACACAGAAAACUAAGAAUGAUAUGACUGUUUGGAGUGAGGAGGUAGAAACUGAAAGAGAAAUGCUCUUAGAAAAGUUCAUCAGCGGUGCUAAAGAAAUUUGCUACGCCCUUCGAGCUGAAGGCUAUUGGGCUGACUUUAUUGACCCAUCAUCUGGUUUGGCAUUUUUUGGACCAUAUACAAACAACACUCUUUUUGAGACAGAUGAACGCUAUCGACAUUUAGGAUUCUCUGUUGAUGAUCUUGGUUGCUGUAAAGUGAUUCGUCACAGUCUCUGGGGUACCCAUGUGGUUGUAGGAAGUAUCUUCACUAAUGCAACACCAGAGAGCCAUAUUAUGAAGAAAUUAAGUGGAAACUAGCAGUAAUGUCAACUUAUUUGCUCUGCUAUUUGUAACAUUUGGGAUGAUCUAUACACUGUCGAAGGCUUCAGUUUUCAAAAUUUAAUUCCUUGUAGGUAUUUAUUUCAACAUUUAUGAAUUUACAAUAUUGGCAAGCGGUUUGUGAUUUUUAAAUUUCAAAUGUUCAUUCAUAAUAUCAUUAAAUACAUCUUGAGCACAUCCACAUUGUAUAGAAUGUGUUAACUAACAUGUAACCAGGGUAUGAUCUCAUAUUGUUAUUUCUCUCCUUAAUUGGAAAAACCUCAGUUUUAAUUAUUUUUCUCCAAAAAUAAAUCAUACAUUUGGUUAUGAUAUGUUUUUUCAUUGCAGUAUUUUUAAAAUAUAAUUCUUAAAGAUUCCUAAGAAACUACAAUAUUAAUCUUCUUAAAGUUUGUUUUUUCGUUUUUGGGGUUUUUUUUAAUAAAUGCAGUUGAGAAAUCUGGA
Messenger RNA from Delphinapterus leucas (beluga whale), 1507 nucleotides. It is a transcript of the gene MMADHC, whose product is annotated as metabolism of cobalamin associated D. NCBI's taxonomy places the organism in Eukaryota, Metazoa, Chordata, Mammalia, Artiodactyla, Monodontidae. Gene Ontology annotation, cellular component: mitochondrion. The record is from RefSeq and is a predicted model, not a curated record. Gene Ontology annotation, biological process: cobalamin metabolic process.